This is a messenger RNA of Acanthochromis polyacanthus (spiny chromis), 4929 nucleotides long. It is a transcript of the gene rnf152, whose product is annotated as ring finger protein 152. Gene Ontology annotation, molecular function: ubiquitin protein ligase activity. Gene Ontology annotation, biological process: protein polyubiquitination; apoptotic process; positive regulation of autophagy. Bases 661 to 1320 code for a protein of 219 amino acids. The transcript has 3 exons. The record is from RefSeq and is a predicted model, not a curated record. Gene Ontology annotation, cellular component: lysosome. NCBI's taxonomy places the organism in Eukaryota, Metazoa, Chordata, Actinopteri, Pomacentridae.
UUUAUUUUUUUGCAGUGCAGUCACAGCCACCAGCCGGAGCCACCAGAGCGCAGCGGUGCAGCAGGACUCCCGGCUGCCUCCCAUCACAUCCAGCCUCGCUUUCUGUUUUUUUUUAAUACCCACAAACCCUGCAGCCUCCGGUGCGUUUGGGUCCAUUAUUCCGUCCUCCCCGUGCAGCCAGAGGGCGGAUCCGCUCCCGAGAAGGAGUGGAAGCGGUGGGAGGGCUUUUCUGUGUCCUCGCUGGGUUGGGAACGUUGCAAGAAAACAGUGAGGAAGGAGCCACGCCGCCCACUGAACAGGAGCGCACCGACGAUUUCGCAACCGCCGUUGCCGCCGCUUCUGCUGCUGCUGCCCCGUUUAGACGCACCGUGGAGCGGAGGAGGAGGAGAGCAGACACCCGCUGACAGCCAGCCGAACGGACGGAACCAAACAAAAGAUCCUGGUAUCGCUGCUUUAUUUUUAAUAAUCCUGAACGUCACGACUCAUUGGAUCACGUUGGUUCGGGCCAGUUCCAGUAUGGAUGAAGGGCCAUGUUGCCACCGAGGACCCGUGAUAUCCCUUUGAAGUCGAGGACGGUGGUGGAUCACAAAGCGUCUGGUUCUUCACUCGGAGUUGCCGAGUUUUCCUUCUAGAUUUGUUUCUGCCUUCACCUGCCGCCCAAUGAACCUGUGUGAAAUGGAGACUCUUUCCCAGGAUUCAAUCCUGGAGUGCCAGAUCUGCUUUAACUACUACAGCCCAAGGCGGCGGCCCAAACUCCUGGACUGCCGCCACACCUGCUGCUCGGUUUGUUUGACCCAAAUGCGAAGCAGCCAGAAGGAGAUCCGCUGCCCCUGGUGCCGCGGCGUCACCAAACUCCCGCCGGGUUUGUCCGUCUCCCAGCUGCCGGACGACCCGGACAUCAUCACCGUCAUCGCCAUCCCCCACGCCUCCGAGCACACGCCCGUCUUCAUCCGCCUUCCCAGCAACGGGUGCUACAUGCUGCCGCUGCCCGUCGCCAAGGAGCGGGCGCUGGGAUUGCCGGGGGAGCUCGGGUGCCGCUUCCUUCCCGGCGGCCAGCAGAAGGGCGUGACGGUGGUGACGGUGCCCGAGCAGCAGCCCCUGGGUCUGGCCAUGGGUCUGGAGGGCGUCGGGGUGGGUCUGGAGGGCGGCGAUGGCGAGAGGAGGGUGGCGGGACCGGUGGGAGGUGCCGGGAAGGGAUCCACGUGGUCCGGUGUCUGCACGGUGAUCCUGGUGGCCUGCGUCCUGCUUUUCCUCCUGGGCAUCGUGCUGCACAACAUGUCCUGCAUCUCCAAGCGCUUCACCGUCAUCUCCUGCGGCUGAAGGGAGGCCGAUCGGACCGCUGCGGACCUCCCCUAGAUCCCCCCCACCGGCCCUGCCUCUCCUCAGGGUGGGACUCUGCCGAGGAGAGGGAACUCAACUCACAUCAUGGGCAUUCAAGGAAACUACCGGGCAAAGUAGACGGACACCGAUGACGGACACGAGGGCAGGAAGGAGAUCCACGAUACAAUUACCUUUUUAUUUUUUAAAUGAAGCACUCAAACAUUCACUUCCUGUCUUCAUUUCCUUUCGUUUCCCCUGAAGGAGCGCUUUGUGAAUCACUCCAGAUUUGUUUUCUGGCUGGAAGCCCACAGUGGUUGGAUUGCCUGUUUAGUCUGUGGUUUGUAGAAGUACAUCAUAGUGUUGUUUCGCCGAGUGUGGUGUCUCCAGCUGGACAGACUUGGCUGCUCUCCGUUGUCCGACGCUGCAGGAAUUAACUGUGCAGGAUCCUCGUCUGGUCUGAAUAAUUUCCGAGAGUCAACGCGGCUUUUUGUUUCUUUCUUUUUUUUACGCAACCUGUUCAGAGCAAACUGUUGCUGUGACACGGUUAAGACAAGGGUUGUCAGAAAAUAUGGAUUGUGAUGUUCAUACAUGCCAGCAUAUUGUACAGCUGAACUGCAGACACAAGGUAGUGUUGAGUUGCUUUAAAGUGUGAAUUACUGCUAAAGCCAUCUGUUGAUUGCUUGAUUGUUUUAGUAAAACCGUGUGAUGGUUCCAGCCUCUCAAAUAUCAGGAAUUGCUGCUCUUUCCCCCUCAGUUUUAUAUUGCUGGCUGCACAAAACAAGCAAUCUGAAGCUGUCAAAACAUGCCAUAGUUGCUUUUUUGUGACAGUUUCUUGACUCAACCUUAAUUAAUUAAUAUUUGCAGAAGAAACAUGAUGUUGGUUAAUUGCUAAUUUGCUUUUUUCCAAGGUUUCAUUGAGAAGAUCAACUUCAUACCUGUCUGUUAGCUGCGGAGGAAUUUAACUUAGCCUAGCAUAAAGUGGAAGCUAACUAGGCUCUUUACACAAAUAAAUAAAAACAAACAUUGUCAUUGUCAUUUUACAAAUAUUUUGUAAUAUAUGCUAGCUCCACAUAUAACUCAGCCCAAUACAUAUAUUCCUAAGAUUAAACAAACAAAAUAAAACUGAGCAAUUCGAACUCGCUGGAGCUGUUGAUAGACAUAUUUUUGAAGAUUGACGGGAACCAGACGAGCUUUUUACCAUGCCUCCAGUCUUUAUGCUAAGCUAGGCUAAUGGCUUCCUGGUUCCAGCUGUGAACUCAGGUGUGAGUGCUAUUGAUCUUUUCAUUGAAGCCAACAUGUCAAGAUAUUCCUUUAAAUAGAAAUAAUGCAGGAUCUGACUUUGGGCAAAAGUUUUCACGUGGACUGCGUUGUUGUUUCUAUUUUUUCUUCUUCUUCUGCAGUGCAUCAGUUUUGAGUUUUUCCCAUGGAUGCUUUUCAUUUAGCGCAGUUUGUUCAUCAACUUUUCACCCUGGCCGGCUUCAGACCGUCCUCUGAAGCCGGACCCUCCAGGCCUUCGCCGGCAGCCCACACAUCAUCGACUCCUCGUCUUAAUACCUUCUUAAUUCAGAAUCUGGCGGAUAUAUGGGCUCGGCGGUGUGUGUUCAUGUGUGUGAGGAACGGGUCGGCGUCGGGUCAGGAGUGGGCGUCUGCUUCAGGGUUUCCGUUAAUGAAGGCUGUAUCGAUCUGUGUUUGAAUAUGAGAUGGAUGUUUCUGUUUUUGUUUAGUUUUUUUCACCUUUGUAUGUUGAGGGAAGCGAUUCGUCUGAGUGUACAGCACGCUAACAGGGUGAACUCUUUUGUACAGGAGCCUCGUCGUGUACAGAACGAUUGCGAUUUUCUCGUCUUUUUUUCUGAUAAUUUGCUUUCGUCAACAUGUUUUACUUUGUUGGUGUUCGAGGUUUGAACUGAGGUGAUUAAGAAACGGUUAUUGAGUGCGCUCCAGGUCACAGGGAAAGUUAUUUUUUGCCAUUUAGCACAUAAAGAAAAUGUUCUAUAUAAAUACAUCUAUAAAGUUGUUUAGUUAAAAGUUUAUUCUAGAUUCAAGCUAUGGAUCUUUUAGUCACGAAAGGUCAAGAAAAGGGACGCUUACUGUCGAAAUUUCAUAAAAUUUUCUUCAAUUUUGACUGUAAGCUGCAGAGAAUGUUUGGAUUUACAGGUUUGAAUCAAACAUAUUUGUGCCAUGAUGCAGUUUACGGCUCCCAGCGCUGCAACAUCAGGGUUUGUUUUACAGACGCAGCCAUUUAAGUUCAUCCAGACUGACGGUUGCUAUGACACCGAACUAAAAGAGCUUCUUGCUGGAAGUUUAAAUAUUUUUGGCUCGUGGCACUUAAUGCUCUGUGGCGUCUGUAAAAGUUGUUAAUUUCUCCGUACUUGAAGCUGAAGUGGAUUAAGUCACAGUUAGUCUGUCCACAACUUUAAUUAGAGUUAAAAAGUUAUAAAUAAAGGUUUAUUAACACGUUGUGGACAUUACGUUACGCCAUUAAAACACUGAUUAUUCUAGUUAAGUCGCCAGGUUGUGAAGAUUAGACCUCGAAUGAACCUGGCAACCCAAAAAUCCCCAUUAAUGUUUGACCAUGUAGUUACAAGCAGAUAAAGAACAUUUCCAAGUGUUUAUUAAUACUCAUUUAUACAUUAUGCAAUAAUGAAAGCACAUCUGUCCACUUUGUAUUAAAACUACAGCGUUUUCCUUCCAAAUUUCAAGUACCUAACUAGAUCUAGAUCCGGUGGAAUCCACACGAGACUCUGAAAAGAGCAGUUUAACCCAAAACAGGUGUGUUCAGAUGGUUUUUGAAUUCAUCUGCCAAUGUUUUGAGAUCAGUCUGUUGAAGUUUGUCCACUCGAAAUGCAAGAAAAUAACAACAGCUGUCCUUAUUUUAUCAGUAAAUUAAUCGCAGAUUUGAUUGGAAUCGGUUUCUACCAAGAAAAAGAAUCUUUGGAAACUGUUUGCUAUGUUAUCUGUGCAUUAUAUUAAGAAUUAAAAUAAGAUUCUGCAGCUCAAUUUGGACUUUUAUGAACUGCUGUAAUGGCAGGGUGGCUUAAUGUCAUCAAAACACUAACGAAUAAGUAAGUGUGAACAGCUAAACAAGAAUAACCGAAGUAGGAAGGAAUACUUGGUUAAAUUUGACAUUUUUUGCUGGUCAGACUGAUAGAAAUGUCUUUACUUCAGCCAGUCCAUCAUGAAUAAGGUUCUAAAUCCACCUUUUUACAGUUUGUUUACCCUGAAAGCGUCUGUAGGAUAAAUAAUAUCUUGGAUUAUUGAUCGGGAAGCCGUUAAAAUGCUCCAUUAAUUGGAGGCAGACCCUAGAAAAUGCCGUUAUGCAGAAAUCUAAAGGCUUGUUCCUGCCAUAAUGUUGCUUUUUCAUCGUUUUCAGGAAAGAAAAAUGUCUGGAUCUCCUUCCCGUCCUCUGUAUUAACCGUUUUUCACAUCAGAAACUGCCCUGUUGGACGUUUUUUCUACCUAAGGAGGAGCGUAGACGGAGGGAGGCUUGUCAUGUCUGUGCCUGUGUGUUUGUAAAACGCUGUGAACUUCAUGUUGUAGUUUUCUGUUUGGCGACGACGCCGGCAGCAGCUGUUUUUAGUGAACUAUUAAAGCAAAACGCUCUGAAUCGGA